This is a messenger RNA of Coffea arabica (coffee), 1550 nucleotides long. RefSeq names its product F-box protein CPR1-like. Gene Ontology annotation, molecular function: protein binding. The record is from RefSeq and is a predicted model, not a curated record. Lineage: Eukaryota; Viridiplantae; Streptophyta; Magnoliopsida; Gentianales; Rubiaceae.
AAUCCUUCCUCGGACAAAUUUCGGAGCUAAUGACCAUCCAUAUGUAAAGUACAUACAAAUUUUCAAGCAAAAGUCUACCCUAUAGUUUGCUGGACAUCCCUCGUACAUAUUUUGAAGGAAAAAAGAAACACACCCUCCUAUAGCUAAGACCCGCCCACCAAUAUUAACCUCUUUGUUUCCCCUUCAGAAACACAACAAUCAACAGACUUAUAUACAUAGUAUAGGAAACCGCUUCCACCAAGAUUGUAGGAUGGACCUGCCCGAGGAAGUGAUGAUGGAGAUCCUCAUGAGAUUGCCCGUCAAAUCCCUGUUGAAAAUCAGAUGUGUUUGUAAAGCUUGGUGUGGUUUGAUCAAAAGCCCCUCCUUCAUUGAUAUGCAUCUGAGGCGUCCCGGGAAUAAUAAGCAUGUCAUGCUCAAGCGCUACAUCGAGCACGAGAACCAAACCGUGAUAUCCUUCCAUUCCAACAAUGAUGAAGCAGAAAAAUCUCUAUCUAUAUGUCUUCGCCCACCUAUAGAAGUUACCUGGUUCUACCAUCGCAAUCUUGAAGCUGCCCACUUGAUUGGUCCAUGCAAUGGCAUCGUUUGCAUUACCGAUGGCAUGGACAUAUAUCUCUGCAAUCCUGCCACUCGUGAACUGAGGAAACUUCCUCCCAGCCCCUUCGGAUGCCCUGAAAAUUAUCGCCCUAUGACAGAUGGUGUAGGAAUCGGAUUUGAUCCAUCCACCAAUGAUUACAAGGUUGUUAGGAUUCUGUAUUGGGAAGCUAUAGAGUAUAGGCCUGACCGUCAAUACCAAGCUGAACUAUACUCUCUCAACACAAAUUCUUGGAGAGAAUUAAGAGAUGUGAUCUUGCCCUUCUAUCAUUGUUUUUCCCGAUGCAACCUGUUAUUUCAGGGACGCUUCCACUGGCGUGCCUGGCAUGCCUUCGCUCAACCCUGUGACACUGACUGUAUCCUUUCUUUUGAUAUGAGGGCCGAGGUGUUUGACGUGAUCCACUACCCUCCUAGUUGUGUUGGAGAUUUAGGUCUUGUUGAAAACAAAGAACCCAGUUUUGUUAGCUUAAAUGAUUCCUUGGCCUUAAUUUUAUGCACCUCCUUGUCGGAGGAGCACCCAGCCCCUCCACAGGUCAUUGAUAUAUGGGUAAUGAUGGAGUACGGGGUUGAAGAGUCCUGGACGAAGAAAUUCUCCCUGGGGCCUUUUACAACUGGAAUUCGUCGUCCGCUCUGCCUUUGGAAGGAUGACAAGCAACUUCUUCUGGAGAGUAGAUCCGGGCGGUUGAUUUCAUGCUCUCUCCUCCCGGAUGAACUAGAAGCAGCAGAACUCAAGGAGCAUGACAUUUUCGAGUCCUCAACCUUGCUUGAAGGUCGAAUUUAUGCCGAAAGUCUAGUUUCACUCAACCCUAUAUAUAUGGAGGAAGAAGCCAUCAUCGAAUGAACCAACUGAAACUGGAGUGCUAAACCUGCAUGCAUAUUUUUAUGUACGAGAACCACAGCCCCUGUUACCAUUGGUUAUUAGUGCAAAUUUGUCAAAAAAAAAAAAAAAUGCCCAGGUU